Messenger RNA from Rattus rattus (black rat), 1328 nucleotides. RefSeq names its product cadherin-23-like. The record is from RefSeq and is a predicted model, not a curated record. NCBI's taxonomy places the organism in Eukaryota, Metazoa, Chordata, Mammalia, Rodentia, Muridae. Bases 1 to 705 code for a protein of 234 amino acids. The transcript is spliced from 4 exons.
AUGCCAUUCCCCAACUGCAGAGCCAACCCUGUGUGGCUGGACCCCUUCUGCCGGAACCUGGAGCUGGCUGCACAGGCUGAACACGAGGAUGACCUCCCUGAGAACCUGAGUGAGAUCGCAGACCUGUGGAACAGCCCCACCCGCACCCAUGGAACUUUUGGACGUGAGCCCGUGGCAGUCAAACCCGAAGAUGACAGAUACCUGCGGGCAGCCAUCCAGGAGUAUGACAACAUAGCCAAGCUGGGUCAGAUCAUUCGAGAAGGACCUAUUAAGGGCUCGCUGCUGAAGGUGGUCCUGGAGGAUUACCUACGGCUCAAAAAACUCUUUGCACAACGGAUGGUACAAAAAGCCUCCUCCUGCCAUUCCUCCAUCUCCGAGCUGAUCCACACUGACCUGGAGGAGGAGCCUGGCGACCACAGCCCAGGCCAGGGCAGCCUCCGUUUCCGACACAAGCCACCCACGGAGCUCAAGGGGCCAGAUGGAAUCCACAUAGUUCACGGUAGCACGGGCACACUGCUGGCCACUGAUCUCAACAGCUUGCCUGAGGACGACCAGAAGGGGCUGGACCGAUCACUGGAGACUCUGACAGCCUCUGAAGCCACUGCCUUUGAACGCAAUGCCCGCACUGAGUCGGCCAAGUCCACCCCUCUGCAUAAGCUUCGAGACGUCAUCAUGGAGAGCCCCCUGGAAAUCACGGAACUGUGACGGACAGCAAGGCUUGCUGCUGAAGCAGGGCCAUGGCUGGCCCUUCGCCCAGUGCAGCAGCCUUUGUGAGUGACCCUGGGCUGGCCCUGGCAGCCUGCACAGUUGCUCAGAAUUGCAUCCUGCCAGAAACUGAUUCAGCAUCUGAUCUCUACCUUCAUAAAAUUGGUUAUUUUUUUAAGAAAACUUUAAAAAUGCUAAGUGUCUAAGGACAAGGCAAGGACGAGCGCUGGGGAAGCCCCAGAGACUGAAGACCAGCUCGGCUCUUCCCGAUGCCUCCAAGGAACAGGGGUCCAGCACAGAACUGACAACCCAGCUGACCCACCCCGCCUCAGUUCAAGCCCCACUGUACUUCUGCCUCUGGACAUCCGGGCGGCUCCCUGCCCCUGCACACACACGUGGAUGAGGCAACCAAGCGUCCAUCCCAUCUCCCCUCAUCGUCUUGAGGUGCCCAGUUGACAUGACUGAUGUCCCCUGGGUUUUGAAUAUAGAGUGUUUGUGUGUAUCCCUUUUCUAAAUUAAGUUAUCCCCUCAAGAUUUCCUCCAGGUUCUGUUUAACUGAUACUCAGUCAAAGUUUCUGGAAUGCUCUGUUUAAAAAGAAAAGCAACUCACAUGGAACCAGCAA